This is a messenger RNA of Apaloderma vittatum (bar-tailed trogon), 3481 nucleotides long. It is a transcript of the gene ANKRD31, whose product is annotated as ankyrin repeat domain 31. Gene Ontology annotation, molecular function: protein binding. The record is from RefSeq and is a predicted model, not a curated record. NCBI's taxonomy places the organism in Eukaryota, Metazoa, Chordata, Aves, Trogoniformes, Trogonidae.
GUUGACUCUUCUUAGUAAGGAUGUGGCCUUAACAACUGAGAUAAGAGUUGAUGAAGGAGCUCUCUCUCCAGAACUCUCUAUUACGCCAGCACUUUAUGAUCACUCAUACAGUUGCAACAGAGAACAGAUGGCUCAAGAAGUGUAUGAAUCUGACCAGUCUCAGUCUCUACUGCAGGGUUGGAUAAGCUGUCCAUCUCUUACCGAAAAUAUUUCUAAGCCUGUUUUUUCACUAAACAUUGCAGUAAAGCAACAGCAGAAUAAUUCUGUAGAUAUCAAGUUGGGUGGAUUUCAGAAAGAUUCAGAAGAAAAGCCAGAUUAUCUUUUUAGUCCAGGUCCCCAGAAGGUUCUGAAUCAGCUGACACUGGAGUUGACUCUGGCCAUGCUCAGCUGGUACCCAGUGUGUGCUUACUGGGAAAGUGAGGAGACAAGAUUCCGGGCUGGUGUUAGAAGGCCAUAUUUGUCGGACUGGGGUCCACAGGAGAAGACCUCUGUUUUGGUUCAGUUCCCAGAUGUCUCAGCCUUGCUUCUUCAGCAGCUGCUCUGUUCUGUCCAACAGACAAUUGCAGGGAAUGUUUUUGUGGAAGCAUUCACCGAAUGGAGCAUAGAGACUGGUGAAUUUGAAAUCAUUGGUUUGUUGAAAUACCUCAGUGACUCUGAGAGCAUUAAAAUAAUAAACUCAUUUCCUGACAAGUUAGAGUGUCAGGGUCAUGCCUUUUCCAUUGAUCCAUCAUCAGAUGAGAGCAAUGAUGUCCUGCCAGUACAGCUUGUGACAGCUCUGGAUGCCUUGUCAGAAUCUGUCGUACAACCUGUCACUCCUGUAGUGCCAAAUGAGACACCUAACGCCAGGGGAGAGCAGUUAAAUUCAGAACCCAGUGUUCCCCAGUUAGAUUAUGACUGUACACAGCUAACAAGCAUAAUUGAGUCUCAACUUGCUACAAUUCAGGUAAAGAAAUUGAAAACAGGAUCUAACUUGCAGAGGACAACAAAUGAGCAACCUGUGGGUGAUGAGCAGAGGGAGAAAGAAGUGAUUUCAGAUUACGGAGCUGCCACCUCUAGUGAAAAGCAAACUAGUGACAGAAGUUUACAUUCAGUGGAGGCUGCAGCAUGUGCAGAAACAGCCCAGACAACAUCAGGGAUAGUGAAGCGGUUAAGCGAGACCACCUCAAGAAAGAGCAGACUUUUCAGUCAUUGCCAAAUACUAGAAGAGACUCAGCAGAGGACGUCUUAUGGUGACAACACAUCAAGGAACAAAGCUAAGGAUUCUGACAAGGUUCAGAAAUCUACUUCUGAAGACAAACAUGAUCUAGAAACCAAUGUGUGCCAUAAAAUACUGAAUGAAGAUGGAGAACCUAAGCAGAGAAGGAGCAAGAGAAUUGAAAACAAACUGAGACAAAAAGCGUUUGGUAGGAAUUUUUUAAAUUCUAUUUGCCCCAUUUCACUUUCAACAAUCAAUAGGAGGAAUAGUUACGGUGAGACCUUACUCCAUAGAGCUGUUGCUAAUCAAUGCCUGGACCUUGUACGUAAUGUAAUAAAAGCUGGUGGAAAUGUAAAUGCCCAGGAUUAUGCUGGCUGGACUGCUCUACAUACAGCAACUGUGGAAGGCUUUUAUGAGAUAGCAGCUGAGCUUUUGAAGGCAGGAGCUGAUGUUAAUGCUAGAGGGGGAGAGCAAAUAACACCAUUGCAAGAUGCAGUUAAAGAUGGCAAUUGUGAGAUGGCAGAGUUAUUACUUUGGUAUGGAGCUGAUCCCUUCUUAAAAAAUGAGACGGGAAGGUGUGCAUUAGAAGAAGCUUCUGACCGAUCUAUGAGGAAACUGCUUCAAAGCUAUGUAAAAAAAACCAGAAGACGUCAAGGAUCAGCCCAGCUGAAGUGCCUUUACACCAAUGCGUGUAGCAUGGGCAACAAACAGGAGGGGUUGGAAGCCACCAUGCUCCUAGAAAACUACAAAGUAUUUGCCAUUACUGAUACUUGGUGGGACGAAUCCCAUGACUGGAAUGCAACUGUCAAUGGCUAUAGGCAUUUAGCUCAUGCUGAUGGGGACGGAGGAGCAGAGGGAUUGCCAGGAAUGUCAGAACUGCUCCUUUAUUCCACUCCGGUGGGACGCCACCUGGAGUACUGUGUUCAGCUCCAUGGCUCUUCAGCUCUGGAGCUCUCAGUACGAGACACCGACCUAUUGGAGCAGGUCCAGAGGAGGGCCACUAAAAGAGUGAAAUGGAUGGAGCCCAUCUCCUCUAAGGACAGGGUUUCCUUACAGCCAGAUGAGUCAGAACCAGCGUGUGCAAAUCUUAUGGAUUCAGGUAGCACAGAUAUAUUGCAACAGACUAUUGUAAAUGAAGUGCAAAAUAUAUAUACUAAUAUAUCUGAAGAUGGAGCCAGUUCUGCAAGUGGUGUAUUAAGCACCACUGAACAAAAGGCUCCACAGCCAGAGAAAGAAGGGAGGAUCCUGCUUAAUGCAGAAAGAAAUGUUGAAAUAUUCUUAAGUUCUUUUGUUAAACCGACAGAUGAAGGAAUGAUUGCUGGAGUAAGUGGAACAGGAGGUGCUGAAAAGCAUAGACAAGAGGAAAAUGCAAAGGCGAAUGUGCUUUCACAGUUUACUGAAACAGAAGAUGUCCAAACUAAAAGAGUAAGAUUAGACCCCCAGGAGAUAAGCCAAAUGGCAGCCUCCUAUUCCAGUAGCAGCAGAAACAAGCUUUCUUCUAGUGAAUUGCAAUUCAGUCAAGCAUUGGAACAGAAAACAUCCAAGAAUUCAGGUGAAAAAAAGAAGAAAAUUAGGAAAAAUGAAAAAGGAGAAACUCGGUUGCAUGUAGCUGCUAGGAGAGGAGAUAUGUCUUCGGUGAAAACUUUAAUAUUGUCUGGAAUGUGUGUCAAUGAGCAGGACUAUGGAGGUUGGACAGCAAUUCAUGAAGCUUCCAGUAGGGGAUUUACUGAAGUGAUCUUAGAGUUACUGAAAGCCGGUGCUAGUGUUAACAGCAGAAGUCUGGAUGGUAUUUUGCCAAUACAUGAUGCUGUUUCUGGUAAUUAUUUGGAGGCAGCCAGGAUUCUACUACAGCAUGGAGCAAAUCCCUGUGAGAAGAGUGAUUCAGGAGAAAGUGCUUUGGAUAUAGCUCAUGAUGAUGAAAUGAAAGAACUGCUGAACUCUUACAGUAGACUGUACUGUAUGGACUCGGUACUUCCCAUUGAGACUACUGAAGUUAAAGGGAGGGAAAAGCCUUCUAGCUCAAGAACAUCAAAAUGUCACUAUUACAACUGCUGUAAAAGUAGUGAUGCAGUUUUGGAACGGCAGCAUGAGAAAUGCAGCACAGAGCCUGUUGCUGCCAUACAAGAUGCAGAAAAGGAGCAAAAAGAACUGUUGCUACUUGAAUUGAGAAGUUUUAAAGAUGCAGAUGUAUAUCUCCAAAGGCUGUCUCAGGUGCAAGAUACUUUGAAUGAAAUGCUUGCAAAACAGAAAACAGAAAGGGAUGCCCUUGCUAGAAAAUAUAGGUAA